Pseudomyrmex gracilis is the source of this 1862-nucleotide messenger RNA. RefSeq names its product peroxisome biogenesis factor 10 (gene Pex10). The transcript has 3 exons. Lineage: Eukaryota; Metazoa; Arthropoda; Insecta; Hymenoptera; Formicidae. Gene Ontology annotation, biological process: protein import into peroxisome matrix. The record is from RefSeq and is a predicted model, not a curated record. Gene Ontology annotation, cellular component: peroxisomal membrane. Bases 115 to 978 code for a protein of 287 amino acids. Gene Ontology annotation, molecular function: zinc ion binding.
UUUCUCGGGCCUUGUGCCACGUGCCUCUCAUUGCGAAGAUACGCGAUUAGCGAUAUAUUAGUAUUAUAUAUAUUGGCCGCUCUCAGUUUUCUCUCUGUAUAUAUUCAUACAAAAAUGGGAAUUAUGAAAGAAUGGUCUAGACGCAAGUUAAAAUGUGCAAGUCAGGCAGAAAUAUUGCGAUCUCAUCAACGAGAUGAUAAUUUUGUAAAAUAUCUAAAAAAGAAAAUGUAUGAGAAAAUACUGCAGAAUUAUGAAGUAAAUAGAACAUUGCUUUACUAUAUUCGAUCGGACAUUCCUUUCAAGUUAGUCUAUUUUACUUUCACAUCAGGUUUAGGCAAUCAAACACUGGGUGAAGAAUAUACUGGCAUAGUACAAACUAAUUUAGAGAAACAUAAGGUUCCAACGCUAAUGGUAAGAAUAUUUGGUGCAAUUUUGGAAUAUCUAGGAGAGGAAAUAUUACUUACAUUAGUGGAACAAUGCCAAGCACAUGUAAAUCAUUCACACAACAACUUAACAUCAACAGCAAUAACAUUUUUGAAUUUAUUCUUAUCUAAAUUGCAUAUAAUGACACCUAUAAUUAUAUUGUUUCACAAAGGAAUAUUUUAUAUAAAUGGUAGAUACUAUAGUUUGGGUAGAAGAAUCACUAGAUUAGAUUAUUCAAAGGUAUAUGGUUAUCAAUCAGUGAAUGCUAUUAGCUGGGGAUUUAGAUUAUUAGGAAUUGCUACCUUGAUACAGUGUCUAUUGAGAAUAUGGCAAACUAAUAUGAUACAAGACAAUACUAUCGCAAGUAUAUCUAAUGAGAAAAGUAAUAAUCAGAAUUGUCGAUUGUGUUUUGAAGCAACAGCAACAACUGCAACAAUAUGUGGACAUCUAUUUUGCUGGAAAUGUCUUAGUGAGUGGUUACGUGUUAAGCCACAAUGUCCAUUUUGUAGAGACUAUGUUUCUUUAUCAAGAAUUGUACAUAUGACAAAUUUAUGAUUUCUUGUAAAACUGAGAAAAGUGAUUAUUGUAAAACUGAGAAAAGUGAUUAUUUAUAUAAACAUAAGUAAAACAUAGAUUGAUAAUGGCUUUUGUAAGGCUUUAUCUACAAAAAAAACGAGUCAGUCUUGAAUAUACACCCAACAAGACAACAUCACAGUCGACUAGUUUCAAAUUUUAUGACUAUUAUCUAAACUACCACAGAUGUGAAUGAAUUAAUCGAUUAAGUAUCAAUUAAGUAUCAUUGAAGAAAACUAAAAUACAUAGGUGAAACGUUUGGGACAAUAAUUACCAAAGCUAUUUAUUUUGCACAACAUCCUGCAUUCCAGUUCAGUUACGCUUUAUCACCUCAUUCUAUUUGGAUUUUCCACACUGAACUAGAGGUCAUCAUUCUCUACAUUGUCUAUUUAUUUAAAAAAAACGAUCUUAAAGAUUAGAAACUUAAUAAUUAAUAUUACAGUUUAUGUUUAAGAAGCAUACCAGAUAACAUCUUGUUUUAUAAACUUACUAUUUCAAUCAUUAAGAAAACUACAUUUCUAGAGUUUUACUUUAAAUUUAGACAAAAUACGAAGUUCUGGAACAUUUUUGAGAGCAUUUUAUUUAUACAUUGUUUGAAUGAUAAUUUUAAACACGUUUUUUCUUGAAAAAUUAAUUAAUUUUUCAAGAAAAAACGCGUUUCCAAAUUAGGUAAAUAUAGGGGAAAAUGAUUUCGACCUUGACAUAUAUUGUCAAAGACACUCUCCUGAGUAACAAAAGAUUUUAACCGUUGCUCAUUGUUUAUUAAAAUGUUAUUAUUAGCAAAACAUGUUUAAAAAAAUAGUACGUAUUUUUAGUAAUAACAUGUAAAAUAACGAAAUAGAAUACACAUUUGUCUCCACUUAUCA